This is a messenger RNA of Ambispora leptoticha, 150 nucleotides long. The record is from the annotation of a GenBank genome assembly. NCBI's taxonomy places the organism in Eukaryota, Fungi, Glomeromycota, Glomeromycetes, Archaeosporales, Ambisporaceae.
AUGGUAUCACAAAAUAACUCACGGAGUGAGGAUGCUAUCACAUCUGAAGAAAAGAGCAAUUUUAUUGUCUCUCGAAGUGAGGAUGCUCUCACAUCUAAAUUAGAUGAUACUGGGAAAACCAAACAGUGGUAUGGCCAAUGCUUCUUAUAG